This is a messenger RNA of Funneliformis caledonium, 243 nucleotides long. The record is from the annotation of a GenBank genome assembly. NCBI's taxonomy places the organism in Eukaryota, Fungi, Glomeromycota, Glomeromycetes, Glomerales, Glomeraceae.
AUGUAUUAUAAUGAAAUUACAUUUAACGAUCCAAAUACUGAUGAUGAUUUAGAAAUUAUUACUGAAGAACCUAUUGAAAUCGAAGAAACUUUAAAUUUAUCCAAUUCAAGAUUUUUGCAAGUUACAGAAAAUAGUGGGAGGGCUAAUAAUAAUGAACUAGAAAAUGAACCAUUUGAUUUGGAAGCAUUUUAUCAAGAGGAGGAUUAUAAUCCGACAGAGUUAGCAACAAUGUUCUUAAAUUAG